GGAACGGGGCGGGACUUCCAGUAGGAGGCGGCAAGUUUGAAAAGUGACAACGGUCGACGUUUGCUGAUUUUUUACUUUGCUUGUAGCUGCUCCUCGAACUCGCCGCCUUCCUGUCGGCGGCCGGCACUGUAGGUGAGCGCGAGAGGACGGAGGAAGGAAGCCUGCGGACACCUUCGCCAUCCCAAGGCGCGUGCAGGUGUCGGGACGCAGGGCCUGGCGGUGUUUUUGUUGUGCUCAGCGGUGUGGGAGGAGGCGGAAGAAACCAGCGCCUGGGAGGAGCUCAAACUGUGUAGUUGGAAAGUGUCUUUCUUCAUCUCUCGUUAAUGAAUAAAUUGUAACUGAAAUGGUACUCCGAAAGAAUGAUAGAAUUUGGAUAUUGGAGGAGGUUCCAAAAGGAAAUACUGGAAGUUUGGGAAAGUUAGGAGACUAACUUGGAGCACAAAUUUCAUUCAAUUAUUAAAGGUUUUGGAAGCCUAGCAGAAAAAUUUGAAUUUGAUGUGGGUAAGAUUAACAGGAAACUUCCAAGAUGGAAACUUUGUCUUUCCCUAGAUACAAUGUAGCUGAGAUUGUGAUUCAUAUUCGCAAUAAGAUCUUAACAGGAGCUGAUGGUAAAAACCUCACCAAGAAUGAUCUUUAUCCAAAUCCAAAGCCUGAAGUCUUGCACAUGAUCUACAUGAGAGCCUUACAAAUAGUAUAUGGAAUUCGACUGGAGCAUUUUUACAUGAUGCCAGUGAACUCUGAAGUCAUGUAUCCACAUUUAAUGGAAGGCUUCUUACCAUUCAGCAAUUUAGUUACUCAUCUGGACUCAUUUUUGCCCAUCUGUCGGGUGAAUGACUUUGAGACUGCUGAUAUUCUAUGUCCAAAAGCAAAACGGACGAGUCGGUUUUUAAGUGGCAUUAUCAACUUUAUUCACUUCAGAGAAGCAUGCCGUGAGACGUAUAUGGAAUUUCUUUGGCAAUAUAAAUCCUCUGCGGACAAAAUGCAACAGUUAAACGCUGCACACCAGGAGGCAUUAAUGAAACUGGAGAGACUUGAUUCUGUUCCAGUUGAAGAGCAAGAAGAGUUCAAGCAACUUUCAGAUGGUAUUCAGGAGCUACAACAAUCACUAAAUCAGGAUUUUCAUCAGAAAACGAUAGUGCUGCAAGAGGGAAAUUCCCAAAAGAAGUCAAAUAUUUCAGAGAAAACCAAGCGUUUGAAUGAACUAAAAUUGUCAGUGGUUUCUUUGAAAGAAAUACAAGAGAGUUUGAAAACAAAAAUUGUGGAUUCUCCAGAGAAGCUAAAAAAUUAUAAAGAAAAAAUGAAAGAUACGGUCCAGAAGCUUAAAAACGCCAGACAAGAAGUGGUGGAGAAAUAUGAAAUCUAUGGAGAUUCAGUUGACUGCCUGCCUUCAUGUCAGUUGGAAGUGCAGUUAUAUCAAAAGAAAAUACAGGACCUUUCAGAUAAUAGGGAAAAAUUAGCCAGUAUCUUAAAGGAGAGCCUGAACCUAGAGGACCAAAUUGAGAGUGAUGAGUCAGAACUGAAGAAAUUGAAGACUGAAGAAAAUUCGUUCAAAAGACUGAUGAUUGUGAAGAAGGAAAAACUUGCCACAGCACAAUUCAAAAUAAAUAAGAAACAUGAAGACGUUAAGCAAUACAAACGCACAGUAAUUGAGGAUUGCAAUAAAGUUCAAGAAAAAAGAGGUGCUGUCUAUGAACGAGUAACCACAAUUAAUCAAGAAAUCCAAAAAAUUAAACUUGGAAUUCAACAACUAAAAGAUGCUGCUGAAAGGGAGAAACUGAAGUCCCAGGAAAUAUUUUUAAACUUGAAAACUGCUUUGGAGAAAUACCACGACGGUAUUGAAAAGGCAGCAGAGGACUCUUAUGCUAAGAUAGAUGAGAAGACAGCUGAACUGAAGAGGAAGAUGUUCAAAAUGUCAACCUGAUUAACAAAAUUACAUGUCUUUUUACAAAUGGCUUGCCAUCUUUUAAUUUUCUAUUUAGAAAGAAUAGUUAAGUUGAAGCGAACGGAAGUAACAGAAGUACCAAAAAAUGUUGGUUUCAUCAGUUUUUAUACACUCUCAUAAGUAGUUAAUAAGAUGAAUUUAAUGUAGGCUUUUAUUAAUUUAUAAUUAAAAUAACUUGUGCAGC
Mandrillus leucophaeus (drill) is the source of this 2126-nucleotide messenger RNA. RefSeq names its product NUF2, NDC80 kinetochore complex component (gene NUF2). Gene Ontology annotation, biological process: kinetochore organization; meiotic chromosome segregation; attachment of mitotic spindle microtubules to kinetochore. The transcript has 15 exons. Gene Ontology annotation, molecular function: protein-containing complex binding. The coding region runs from base 527 to 1921 and encodes 464 amino acids. Gene Ontology annotation, cellular component: Ndc80 complex; kinetochore. The record is from RefSeq and is a predicted model, not a curated record. Lineage: Eukaryota; Metazoa; Chordata; Mammalia; Primates; Cercopithecidae.